Messenger RNA from Elephantulus edwardii (Cape elephant shrew), 585 nucleotides. It is a transcript of the gene TIMM22, whose product is annotated as translocase of inner mitochondrial membrane 22 homolog (yeast). Gene Ontology annotation, cellular component: TIM22 mitochondrial import inner membrane insertion complex. The transcript is spliced from 4 exons. Gene Ontology annotation, biological process: protein insertion into mitochondrial inner membrane. Gene Ontology annotation, molecular function: transmembrane protein transporter activity. The coding region runs from base 1 to 585 and encodes 194 amino acids. The record is from RefSeq and is a predicted model, not a curated record. Lineage: Eukaryota; Metazoa; Chordata; Mammalia; Macroscelidea; Macroscelididae.
AUGGCUGCGGCUUCCCCCACUGCUGGGGGUUCGGGACCUGGGGCGGCGGGUUCUGCCGAAGCCCCACUGCAGUACAGCCUUCUUUUGCAACACUUAGUAGGUGACAAGCGUCAACCCCGGAUUCUGGAGCCUGGUAGUCUUGGCGGGAUCCCGAGUCCCGCCAAGAGCGAAGAGCAAAAAAGGAUUGAGAGGGCGAUGGAAAGCUGCGCCUUCAAGGCUGUGCUGGCCUGCGUGGGAGGCUUCGUCUUGGGAGGUGCCUUUGGAGUGUUCACUGCUGGCAUUGACACCAAUGUGGGCUUUGAUCCCAAGGAUCCCUACCGGACACCAACUGCUAAAGAAGUCCUUAAAGAUAUGGGACAGAGAGGAAUGUCCUAUGCCAAAAACUUUGCCAUCGUGGGCGCCAUGUUCUCAUGCACUGAGUGUUUGGUGGAAUCUUACCGGGGAAAAUCGGAUUGGAAGAACAGUGUCAUUAGUGGUUGUAUCACUGGAGGAGCCAUUGGUUUUAGAGCUGGCUUAAAGGCUGGGGUCAUUGGUUGUGGAGGUUUUGCUGCCUUCUCUGCGGCCAUUGAUUAUUACCUGCGGUGA